Triplophysa rosa is the source of this 5446-nucleotide messenger RNA. RefSeq names its product trypsin II-P29-like. Gene Ontology annotation, biological process: proteolysis. The record is from RefSeq and is a predicted model, not a curated record. Lineage: Eukaryota; Metazoa; Chordata; Actinopteri; Cypriniformes; Nemacheilidae. Gene Ontology annotation, molecular function: serine-type endopeptidase activity. The transcript is spliced from 6 exons. The coding region runs from base 95 to 1042 and encodes 315 amino acids.
AUAAGGACUUUUGAUGAAGCUGUGAGUACUUACCUUCUUAUGUCAAUAGAUACUUGACAGUGGAGGACACAAGAGACGGAUAACACACAAGAAAAUGAACUGUUACACUGUGCUGUGUUGGGCUGCUGGGGCCAUACUUCUUAAUAUAGCAGGCUCACUUUGCCAGUCAGAUGUGUGCGGCCAGGCCCCACUUAACACCAAAAUUGUUGGAGGACAGGAUGCAACUUCAGGCUCUUGGCCCUGGCAAGUAAGCGUAACCACCACCAGUGCAGGUCAUUUCUGUGGCGGGGGCCUGAUCAGUAAAAAUUGGGUUUUGUCAGCAGCUCACUGCUUUAAGAGCACUAUUACGAGUUCCAUCAUACUGUACUUUGGACGUCAAAGCAAUACGGGUUCGAACCCAAAUCAAGUGUCCAGCAGAGUGCGUCUAGUUAUCAAACAUCCUUCCUAUGACGAGUCUACAGAAAACAACGACAUAGCUCUACUCGAGCUCUCGUCCCCUGUGGAGUUCACAAAUUAUAUUUGGCCGAUUUGCCUGGCGGCUACAGGUAGCACAUUUGGUGCGGGUACUAAGAGCUGGAUCACAGGAUGGGGACUACUUAUAGCUAAUUCCAACCAACUCCCUGACAUUCUGCAGGAAGUGGAGAUACCAAUUGUGAGCGACACAGAUUGCAAAAAUGCUUAUAAAGGAGCAAGUGUUGUCACAGACAAUAUGAUAUGUGCUGGAUUAUUAAAUCAGGGAGGGAAAGAUUCAUGUCAGGGUGAUUCUGGAGGGCCAUUGGUCAGUAAGAAGGACGCCCAGUGGGUUCAGUCUGGAAUUGUGAGUUGGGGUCAAGGCUGUGCCGACCCUGGCUUUCCCGGUGUGUACGCAAAAGUGUCUCGCUACCAGGACUGGAUCACAUCUUACACAAGCAGUGACCCGCCUGGAUUUGUUCAAUUCAUCUCCAAUGACAACACCAGCGGCUCACCCGAGCGCUUCAUAUUCACUCUGUCUCUCACAUAUUCUAUUAUUCCACUCAUUUUCUCCCUCUAUCUUUUUUCUUAAACAUUGUUUGACGUACACUUGAAUUUUCAGGGUUAUUUUUGUCACUAUAUGUUUAUAUACAUUUCUUUAUUUUAGCUUGAUACAUGUAUUUAAAUGAUAAGCUAUUACAAUAGUAAAGGUCAGCAAGUUUCUGCACUAUAGAUUAAGAAUGUAUGAUGUACAUACUGUACAUCAAACUGAUAUUUGUUGGUAUGUUAGGAUAUGAAAACCCAUAGCCUUCAAAUCAGAACUGAUAUUUUUUGACAUACAGAUUGUUGACAGGGACCAAUGCAAAUGCACUGAAGCCACUUUUGUUUUACUUCAUCUCUUCAAAAUGAUCAACGUCUACAAUACAGACAUCUAGUUUGUCAAAAUGUAUUCAACUUAUUCACUUAAACAGAGUAAAUAUCAUGACUACAGAAAAAAGGAAUCAGCUUGAAACGUGUUUUAACUUUGUCUAUACUAAAUAAUCGGCUUAAAUGUUCUGCAGAACAUGGUAUCAGAUGACAUGGGCAUACAUGAUAGCAUCUAUGAAAUAUAAUGGCGUCUUCACAAAGGCGAGUUAAGGCGUCUCUGUGGCGGAUUAAAUUUCUGUGUAAAGACGCAAUGCCGCAUGAAAGCCGAUCUAAAAUAUGUCGGCUCUGACCCUCCUCAGAGCCUAGUAUCAAAGGCGACUCUGAUGCGGCUCAGGAUUAGUGUAGGCCUAAAUGAAGGUGCAUUAAAGCCGCUCUAAACUACGUCAUUGUCAUGUCAGCAGAAAGCGAGAGAGUGAAGAUGAAGCCAAAAAACACAGCGACAUUUGUUAUAGGCUAUUAAUAACAACGCAGAUUUUUCAAAUAAUUCAAACAUACAUUUUGAUGCUGAGAAAACGAGCUUUUCCAACUGAAUGAAAGCUGUGCACCUUUUGUGGACAAAAGGGGUCUGAAAUUCGCUAAAUAUAGUGGCAAAGUCACUAAAUUGUCACCGGAAUGUGCGUGACUGUGUGUGACACGGGACCUGAAUGGCAAGGAUCAGUGGCCAAUUGUGGCCAUUAAUGUUAACAUUAAGGGCUCAGCAUGCUACAUUCGAAAUCGAAAAACGACCAUCUGUGACCUGAUUUCGAACCAAAUCUGGUCCAAACGACAAUUCGUUUCACUAGUUCGCAGCAGCAAACCUUUAGACACCAAGAUUGCUUGGCUAGGUCAAAUAAUGAGUUAGGAUAUUUUAAGGGCUUCCUGCCCAUCUUGGACGCCAUCUUGAAAAUUAUACAUUUCUAGUGGUCAAACUUUGGUAAACUUUUAGUAUGUUAUUAAGGACACCUAAUACUACAAAAAAACAGCUGAGAAACCUUUUGUUAGAAUUUGUUUAGGGUUAGGUGGGUUUUUUUCAUAUAUGCAGCCGCCUAGUUUUCGAGCUACGUUUUACCCCAAAACGCAGAACGAAAGCGCAAUUUGCCUGGACUAUGCUGAGCCCUUUAUGCCGACCGACCGUCUAAUCUAACGUCUUAAACUUUGAGCGUCUAACGGUGCGGGUGACCCACGUGACGUCAACAUCUCCAAAUUAGCGGUUGUUUUAAACCAGUGUCUAUUAACACAACCAACCAAUAGGCUGCCCAGUGGCGUAUGGUGUAAGGUCUGUAUUGCCUAGCACAGGAUAUCGGGGUUCUAAUCCACCUCUCGUUGCAGACACACUUUAAUCUUAUUCUAUUACCUUUAAGAUCAUAAAGGCUUUUGUUUUCAAUGAAAUUGAUUUAACACUUAAAAUUCAUUUUUAUUCAUACAGUUUACGUUUAGGGGUUGGUGUAGGCCUUUAAUAUCUCAAUUGAGUUGCCAUCAUUUUAAUAAUUUUUAUAAAUAUAAUAAUUUACACUCUGUUAUAAUUGCAUAAUGUUUAAUACACAACAAUACUGAGGUGCAAAUAGAAACGUUAACUUAAUCCAAAGAAAAUACAGCUAUUUUAUGUUAGUGUAAAUAGCAAAUCGCUAAGAAAUACUGCUAUUUUCACUUCUACUGCUUUUUCAAUACUUUGCAUAUUGCCAUUUACAGGCCGCUGCCUGUUUUUAAACAGGUGAAGAACCACGCAGUUGUUUAAAGAUUAUACAGUACAUUGACAUUACAAGCAUUAAAUACAGAUAUUUUAUAUUUGUACAACAAUACAAUUUUCCUCCUGCUCUUAGCUAAACAAGCUUUAAGAGACAGGUGUUGUAUGCUAUUCCAAGCUGAUGUAUUAGUGAUUACCUUAAAACCUAUCACCCAUUUACUUGCAUUACUUUAUUCCAUGACAGCAGGUUCUACAGUAUUUUUAUUUUUUAAAUGUAACGUGGAACUUUCAAAGAGCAGACAUACCGUACACAUAAUACUGUUACAUAUAAUAUUAUAAUACUUUAUAAUAAUUAUAUUUUGUAUUUUGUAUUUAUAUAUUACAUUUGAUAUAUUUUUACUUGUUGUUUGGUAAUUGUAAAACAGAUGAAUUUUAUGUUGUGUGCUAUAUUGAUCCAGACAUUGUUAUAGUUUUAACUUCAACAUUUAACUCAAUUCAAAAUUUGCAUUGUUGCAAAGCAGCUUCAGAAAAAUUUAGUAAAAAUAGAUAAAAUAAGUAUAUAGCAUAGAUAUAAAGAAAAACGAGGCAGGGUCUGUUGGCAUCAUCAGUCCAUGGCAGUGCAGGGAUGAGCAUCAGUCUGGAAUGGAGCUGGCCUGCGGGCCCCGGUCCCCUCGACAGUGCAUGGAAGAACAUUUAAUACAUCAGGCUGGGUUGGAGCUGGUCUGCAGCCACAGGAGUCCCCAUGAAUCCAGGGAUGUGACAUGAGGGACAAACAAACUGGUAUUAGUGUACAGGCCAUACAACUUAAUAUAAAGGAUGAAUAGUAAAUCAAACCUAUGUUUCGUUCAGAUUAAACUAAUUAUUCUGGCAUAAAUUUAUUUGGGCAGUUAAUUAGGUAUAUGCUUAGUUUAAGAGAUAUUUUAUUCUAGACUUAAAAUGAUUGAAUGGUUCUGAAUGAGGUGCUAAUCCAUUUAAUGCCUUAUAGCGGGGCAGGCAACAACGGUCCUGGAGUGCUGCUGUGCUGCAGAUUUUAGCUCCAACCCUGGAAAAAAGUCUCCUGCCUGUGGGUUUGGUAAUCCUGAAGACACAGAUUAGCUUGUUCAGGUGUGUUUGAUUGGGGUUGGAUCUUAAAUCUUCUGUGCAGCAGCACUCCAGGACCGACUUCGCCUAUCCCUGCUUUAUAGGUCAUUAACUGGAUUUUUAACUUUACACAGACCUCAGCACGCACUGGAGCUGGGUACAUUGGAUUCAGGAACCUCCAGUGGUGCAUGGCAUAACGUCGGGUUGGAGCUGGGCAUGUUGGCACCACGUGUCCACCACAGUAUGUGUCAGGAUGAGCAGUGUCAACGAACCCCAUCAAAACACUGAAUACUGUGCAUUGCAUCACAUCUAUGUCUAUGGCUAUAUGUAGGCUGCAGCAGGUGAAUAAAUUGCACGAAAACAGUGUGAAACAGAAAAUGUUUAAAUGACAAAUUAAAUUAUUCAAUCUUCGAUCAAUCAAUGUUCAAUCUAUUUCAUAGAUUUUUUCAAAUGCACAUUCUGCCUGUCUGAAAAUGAAGACGGGUUUCAAUUGCAGAUGUGAUAUUUACUAGCACACAAACAGGCAGGAGAAAGAGGACUGGUCAAGGGCAGUGGGCAAAACAGAAACAACACAUAGGCUGAUGUGGACCAAUAGCUUCUGGAUCCAGAGAGAAAAGAAGUGCAAUGAGCGGCCAUGCUUAUGGGGCCACAGGCAGCACAUCUAAAAGAAGAAAAGAGCAGAGAGAAUGGAGUAUUUCCUUAUACACAUACUGUAUGAGCGCCAAGUAAAACAUCUGUCUACAGACACCAUUAAAACUAAAGGAAUAUUUCCUUAUCUACAUGAAUGUUAGAAGAUACCCUGCAUACUUCGGCACUUCAAUUACUGAUUCAGCUGAAAUAUUACAUUUAUAGUUUGCAGUUUUAAAAACAAAACAGAAAAUGUACUUGCCCCACAGUUAGGGUGUAACUGGAAAGGCUUAAGAAUUAUGGUGGCAGCCAUAUGGAGAAAAGGAGAGUGUAAUUCAUCUGUCCAGCAUGAACAUAAUAUUUUGAGAUCUGGAACCUUUGUCUAAACCUUCUGUCUUUAUUGGAACACUGAAAGAACAAUUCUACCACGACAAAAAAAAAAAAACAUUGUAGCUGGAUGAUUGGAGACAUCUGCUGAGCUGUCUCUCUUCUAAGUUGCUUUCAUAAGUAUUAAAAUGCAUAAGCUAUUAAGAAAAUUACUGUGGGAAUAUUUUUCAGAUAAAAGUAUGAUUUAAAUAUCAAUAUAAUCAAUAAGUGUUUUCUUUCAUUAAAUCAUUAAGCUGUGUGAUUUUGUCAUGUGCUUGCUAUCUUACUCAGUAAAAUAGUUACUGUGGCAAAUGGGGGUUGGAGCCAUAAAUU